Molecule: messenger RNA, 689 nt
Organism: Solanum dulcamara
Lineage: Eukaryota; Viridiplantae; Streptophyta; Magnoliopsida; Solanales; Solanaceae
Exons: 3
Coding region: 254-571 (105 amino acids)
Source: RefSeq, a predicted model, not a curated record
GCAACCCUAAUUAAUACUCAUCACAUAGAUAGAAUGCAAUAAUAUAAUUGAAGUUGAAACCAUAUAUAGGUAGUGGGGUGCUUGUAAGAUGGAAGCAUAUUUUUUCGUCACCGUACGUAUGAGGGUACGGUAGGGUGUUUUCUGGAAUACACAAAUAAGCAUAUAUCCAUCUGGGGGAUGAUGGGACUUGUCUAUCAUUGCUGUUGAUAAAUCUCAAAAUCCAUGUACGUUGUAGAAACAAUUUGAAUACAAGAUGCAUGGGAAGAACAAUAGAGAAGAUGAUGAGUGGAUAAGGAUGCCAAAUCCUAGAGUUACACUGGCUUCUACUGAAUCUUUGUCCAUACCACUUGAAAUCGUGUUCUUAGCGGACUACCGCUGCACCAUCUGCCAGCAGAGAGUGGCUCAACUCAUGUCAAAGAUGAAGGGAGAAACGAAAUCUAUAUUGGUGAGUGUGGUGGAGAAGAAGAUGACUCUAACUUGUGAAUAUUCAAAAAAAGAAGAAGAAGAAGAAGAAGCAGCUUCAAGAUUUGCUGUUCUCAUGCGCUCCUUCCUCUCUUCUUGCACCUCCUAAUUAAUUACACUCCACUCAACUCUCUACUUUUUGUUGCCCCACAUGUGCAUUUUUUUUACAAAAGAAAAAAACUGUACCUUAUUCCUCAUUCCUUUACAAAUUAAUAAAUCAUUUAAAU